ACUUGUGACCAUUUGAGUUCUGAACGUUUCUUCUGUUAGAAAGGUUUCAUUAUUUACACUUUCAAACGUUUUUAGCAAAACAUUAAAUUGUUACGUCGUGUGUUAUUGUCGAACAAUGAAGUUUGCCAUGGCAGUGUUUCUGCGAUGGAAAUGGGAAAGGCUGCUAAUUGUACUCGUAUUUAUCGUGACGGAGGUGCUGAAGACGAAUCAGGCUGCAGUAAGUUCUUGGACAGCUGGACAAGAAUUUCGAAGACCGCGGGAUGUACUGGAGUGUGUGACAAAAAUCUGUACUCGUCACUUUGCUCCUAACCGCACUAUAGUCUUGUCAUCUUCGAGCACUGUCAGACAAUUUCCAGGAUUCGUUUCAUCACUGCAAAUGAACGACGACUCCAAGUACAGUGCUGAUUUUGAGACCCGACUACUGGAAGACCUUCACAUUGUUGGUAGAUGGUCAAUUGUUUUGUCACAGCCUAGGAAAAAUACAAACAAAAGUGCCUUGGAGAAAUACAGCAAUUACAUCGUUGUCGCGAGAUCCCAGGAUGGGAAAUUGCUUGGGUUUAAAGAGCAGAUAUUUCAUCUGGAGUCGUCCGAAGGGUGGAAUACCCUUGCUAAGUUUAUUGUUGUCUUAGAAACUCAUGGAAGGUUGGUAUCAGUGCGAGAAACAGCUGUUAUUGCCCUACAGGAAUUGUGGCAACGGAAGGUGAUGAAUGCAGUAGUACUGGUUGAACAGAACGAGACGGUGAACAUUUACACUUGGUUUCCUUACCCUCAUCCCAGAGAUGAAUUUCUAGAUGUCUGUGUGACACAGACUGACCGGGAUUGGUUUCCAAGGAAGCGGAACUUGUUUCCAGGAAAGAUCCCUAGAGACAUGCAAGGAUACAUGUUCAGAGUUUCUGCACCCAACCUUCCUCCGUUUGUUAUGAUUGAAGGAGGGAACAGAACUUCGAAUCUCUAUGAAGUAGACGGGUUAGAAGUGAGAUUGCUACGAUGUGUAAGCCAGAAGAUGAACUUGUCCAACAUUGUUAUACAUUAUGAUGGAGAUUUUCCAUACGGAAAGGAAAUAGAAAAUGGAACGUGGGAUGGAAUUAUUGGUGAUCUGGUGUCUAACAGAAGUGACGUAGCUAUCGGUGGUUGGUUUGGAUAUGUAAUCCGUGAAGAGCCCCUUGAUUCAUCUGUUCACUACUUCACUGAUCAAUUCCCAAUCUUCGUACCGCUUGCCGAAAAGUUUCCUUCGUGGUUAAGUUUCUCUCGCGUGUUUGGAAAAUUCACUUGGCUGUGUCUGUUGAUUUCUAUCCCCCUGACGGGAAUCUUAUUUCGGUAUGUGGCAACUCAGCAGGCUGACGAGUCUAGAAGGUACGGAAGAUUUUUAAAUUGCGUGUCUUACGCCUGGUGUGUGGUGUUGGGAGUUUCUGUAGUUGAAAUGCCUCGUAGCUCGCCACUCCGUGUCCUGUUCAUCGCGUGGUUGAUAUAUUCUUUAGCGAUAAACACAUUAUUUCAGACGUACGUCACAGUUUUCAUCAUGAAUCCUGGAGUCGAACAUCAGAUCGAUAGUUAUGAGGAACUUGGUGAAUCGGAACUCGAAUUCGCAUUUGAAGAAUUCUAUAACAGUUUUCUAAGUGAGGAAACUUUAAAAACUUUGAAGCCACGGUAUGUAUGUGAAGGUCCACACAGUUGUUUUUUGUACGCCAUAUCGAAUCACGGUAAAGCACUUCUCACUAGUCGCGUGUUUGCCCUUUCUGAGGCAGACACUCUUGGUUACGCCAGAAACUUUCCACUGCAUUCAUUCACUGAGGACAUGUUUCAGUUAUAUAUAGUAAUGGUGUUUCGGGAAGGAUAUCCACUUCUGGAAAGUUUCAACACCAUAAUUACGCGCUUAGUAGAGGCAGGUCUGUCGAACAAAUUUCUGGAAGAUGUAAUGGACAUGUUACGCUCCAAGAACGAUUCUCUGGCGUUUGACACUAGUUUCGAUUAUACCCCCAUGUCAGCAUCUCACUUACAUUCGCCUUUCGUGCUACUGUUUCUUGGUUUCGCAUCAAGUUUCGUAAUAUUCCUCGGGGAGCUGAUCAUUCAUAGAGCGCGUUUAUUAACAAUUGCAUCUAAUGCUUGAAGAGAUUUCAGGUUCUCACGGAGACGAAUGUAAGGAUGGCUGUUUCCUGGAAUGUUGCUCUCCGUAGGUCUGGUAGAAAUUUUGGAAGAUGAAAAUGGUUACAAUGUAGAUUAACUUUGUGUUUAAGGAUACAUUUAUCUUCGAAAUGUGUUGUUGUAUGUUGUUGUUGUCGCUUUGUCAAAGGAUUAUUCGUAAUGAAGGAAAUAGCGUACUUUUUUUGUAAAUUCAACAUCUUUUGAUUCCAGUAUCUAAGGUUUAAAGGCAUCUUUAUUAUGUUAUGAAUAAUCUUUUGGUGUGUAUUAUGGUGUGAGUGAAUAACCUUAUGGUAAGUUACGUGUUUUGUAUGCCUUAGUUCAAUUUUUUGUUAAGAAAAAUUUAACAUAUGAACAAAGCAUAAAGUGGAAGAAAUAUCUGUUUCAGAAGUGUUUCUCCAUAUUUCAGUAGUUAAGCGUUGGUUUCUUUUGGUUCUCUUUCCAAAAAAAAUAAUGAUGCACCGGUUAAUAUGAGUGGAGUUCAGUUAUUUACCCCAGUUCUUGGUGUGGGUUUGAGACGAUUUCCUAAUUUGCUCUUUGUUAUUCUGGGUAUCGCAUUAGUACAGGUAUUUAUUUUGUUACAAGCAAAAACAUACACUUUUAGAUAUCACAUUUAUUACCCAUAGCUUAAAUG
This is a messenger RNA of Zootermopsis nevadensis, 2773 nucleotides long. Its product is annotated as ionotropic receptor 21a. The record is from RefSeq and is a predicted model, not a curated record. Gene Ontology annotation, cellular component: membrane. Lineage: Eukaryota; Metazoa; Arthropoda; Insecta; Blattodea; Termopsidae. Gene Ontology annotation, molecular function: ligand-gated monoatomic ion channel activity.